Helianthus annuus (common sunflower) is the source of this 1059-nucleotide messenger RNA. Its product is annotated as ATP-dependent DNA helicase PIF1-like. Gene Ontology annotation, biological process: DNA repair; telomere maintenance. The record is from RefSeq and is a predicted model, not a curated record. Lineage: Eukaryota; Viridiplantae; Streptophyta; Magnoliopsida; Asterales; Asteraceae. Gene Ontology annotation, molecular function: DNA helicase activity. Bases 1 to 1059 code for a protein of 352 amino acids. The transcript has a single exon.
AUGGCUAAACGACAGGCGAUAGAGGCAGUCGAUCGUACAUUCCAAGACAUUAUAGGUGUUAGUCUCCCAUUUGGUGGAAAGAUAAUGGUUAUGGGAGGUGACUUCAGACAAGUGUUGCCGGUUAUUAAACGUGGCACUCGAGCACAGAUUGUAGACUCCAGCGUACGAAUGUCACCUCUUUGGUCUUUGACUAAGAAGAUGCGGUUGACCAUAAAUAUGAGAGCGCUAAAAGAUCCAUGGUUUUCUAAAUUUCUUUUAAGAGUCAGCGAUGGAACUGAAGAACCAAUCGAAGGAAACUAUAUCCGCAUACCCGAUGACAUGACAAUUCAGUGCAACAACAGAGAAAACGCUAUAAAAGAAUUGAUCCAUGCCAUCUUUCCAUCAAUUGAAGAUAAUGUAUAUUCUUCAGAUUAUAUAAUCUCUAGAGCAAUAUUGUCCACUAAAAAUGAUAGUGUUGACGAGAUUAAUAAUCAAAUGAUUGAAAUUUUUCAAGGGGAGGAAAAAGUUUAUUACAGUUUUGAUGAAGCUGAAGACGAUCAGCGCAACUUCUAUCCGGUCGAGUUCUUAAAUUCGCUAAAUGUUAGUGGUUUGCCGCCUCAUAAGCUUCGUUUAAAAAUUGGAUGUCCAAUAAUAUUGUUACGUAAUAUCGAUCCAUCACAUGGCCUGUGUAAUGGCACGCGGUUGAUAUGUAAGGGUUUCAUGCGAAAUGUUAUUGAUGCGGAAAUUGCAGUCGGUCAACAUGCCGAAAAAAGAGUUUUUUUGCCAAGAAUCCCUCUAACCCUUUCUGAAGAUGACAUGUUCCCAUUCAAGCUGAAAAGAAAACAAUUUCCAAUUCGACUUAGCUUUUCCAUGACGAUUAAUAAAGCUCAAGGUCAAACAAUUCCGAAUGUUGGUAUUUAUCUACCGGAUUCUGUAUUUUCACAUGGACAACUUUAUGUCGCGUUAUCAAGAGGGAUUUCAAGACAAAGUACGAAGGUGUUGGUACAUCUCGCCAAAGAAUUCAAACAACGCGGAGUUUACACAUCAAAUGUUGACUACCAGGAAGUGUUGCGUGAUUAA